GAAUUUCUUCUUCUUCGGUAUUCAUUUCUUCCACAUCUUGGUAUUGUAAUCGUUGUUCUUCCAAUCGAUUCUUUGUGUAUUCUACUUCUUUUUGCUUUUCCUCUGGUGUCAUCCACCAAUCCCAUAGG
Acaulospora morrowiae is the source of this 128-nucleotide messenger RNA. NCBI's taxonomy places the organism in Eukaryota, Fungi, Glomeromycota, Glomeromycetes, Diversisporales, Acaulosporaceae. The record is from the annotation of a GenBank genome assembly.